AUGGUACAUGCAAUGAUAAACCAGAGUUCUGUAACCACAUUUAUUCUGGUGGGCUUCUCAGAAUACCCACACCUCCAGCCACCCCUUUUCCUUAUGAUACUGACCAUUUACACAAUUACUCUGGUAGGAAAUGUCGGCAUAAUUGUGGUCAGAAGGAUCAACCCUAAGCUUCACACGCCCAUGUACUUUUUCCUGAGUCAUCUUUCAUUUUUGGAUAUAUGUUAUUCUAGUGUAUUUACACCAAAAUUGUUAGAGAUCUUGAUUGUGGAACACAGAACUAUUUUCUUAAAAGGUUGCAUGACACAGUUUUUCUUUGGCUGUGCAUGCGUGAUUACAGAGAUGUUCAUGUUAGCAGUGAUGGCCUAUGACAGGUUCGUGGCUGUUUGCAACCCUCUGCUCUAUACUGUUGCUAUGUCUCAUCAAUUGUGUGGUCUCCUAAUAGCUGGAAGUUAUAUGUGGGGAGGUCUGUGUGCUGUGAUAAUCACGUACACUCUCUUAGAGCUGUCUUAUUGUGAACCUGGCAUCAUCAAUCACUUUGGCUGUGAGUAUUCAGCCAUCAUCUCUGUAUCCUGUUCUGACCCCUCCUUCAGCCAGAUGACAUGCUUAGUCAUUUCCAUAUUAAGUGAGGGUAGUAGCCUUCUUAUCACUAUGGCCUCCUAUGUCUUCAUAGUUGUUACAAUCAUCAAAAUGCCUUCUAAAGGUGGACUCCGAAAAGCCUUCUCCACCUGCACUUCCCACCUGACUGCUAUCAGCAUCUUCCAUGGGAUUAUUCUCCUUCUGUACUGUGUACCCAAUGCAAAGAGCUCACAGCUCCUAGUCAAAGUAGCAACUGUGCUCUAUACAGUCCUGAUUCCCAUGCUGAACCCCCUCAUCUACAGCCUACGGAACAAAGAUGUAAAGGACACAGUGAAGAGGCUCAUCGGCUCAAAACUGCACCGUCAUUCAAUAUAA
This is a messenger RNA of Rattus rattus (black rat), 951 nucleotides long. Its product is annotated as olfactory receptor 5D13-like. Gene Ontology annotation, cellular component: membrane. The coding region runs from base 1 to 951 and encodes 316 amino acids. The transcript has a single exon. NCBI's taxonomy places the organism in Eukaryota, Metazoa, Chordata, Mammalia, Rodentia, Muridae. Gene Ontology annotation, molecular function: odorant binding; olfactory receptor activity; G protein-coupled receptor activity. Gene Ontology annotation, biological process: G protein-coupled receptor signaling pathway; sensory perception of smell. The record is from RefSeq and is a predicted model, not a curated record.